Molecule: messenger RNA, 3181 nt
Organism: Cornus florida
Lineage: Eukaryota; Viridiplantae; Streptophyta; Magnoliopsida; Cornales; Cornaceae
Product: beta-galactosidase 13-like
Exons: 19
Coding region: 327-2819 (830 amino acids)
Biological process (GO): carbohydrate metabolic process
Cellular component (GO): cell wall; vacuole
Molecular function (GO): beta-galactosidase activity; carbohydrate binding
Source: RefSeq, a predicted model, not a curated record
UGAGACCCCUGAACAUCGGUGAUGUGGUACCGUGGACGUGGUUCACACACCAUGUUUGAUCAUCUGAGUAAGCCAGGUGACAAUAACUCUUCCCGCCAUUUUCGAGUUUCUGGUUUGGUUAGUGAUACUAGGUCAAAAAUCCAUUACAUCCAACCCUCCUUCACACGCUCCUCAACUCUUUCUCUUCCUUCCAAAAAUAGAAAUAUAUAUAGAGAGAAAAACAGAGAUAUAUACAUACAAAUAAACAGCAAUCACCUGAAACUCUGUUUCUUUCCACCCAAAACUACCACUGAUUUUCCCCUUUUCGUCGAUGAUAACUACUAAAAAUGGCGGUAUCAAUUCCAGCACUCGUGUUAGCCUCUCUUUCCUUUCUGGUUACUUGCGCAGUUUGCCAUGAGACAAGCGUGACCUAUGAUGGACGAUCAUUGAUCAUCAAUGGAUCUAGAGAUCUUCUCUUUUCUGGGUCCAUUCAUUAUCCCCGUAGCCCUCCUGAGAUGUGGCCAGACAUCCUUAAAAAGGCUAAACGAGGAGGUUUGAAUGUCAUAUCGACUUAUGUUUUUUGGAAUCUUCAUGAGCCUGUUCAAGGCCAGUUUAAUUUUGAGGGGAAUGGUGACUUGGUAAAAUUCGUCAAACUGAUUGGUGAGCAUGAUAUGUAUGUAACACUCAGGGUUGGGCCCUUCAUCGAGGCUGAAUGGAACCAUGGAGGAUUUCCAUAUUGGCUAAGAGAGGUCCCAAACAUCACAUUCCGUUCCGAUAACGAACCAUUCAAGUACCAUAUGAAAAGAUAUGUCACCAUGAUCAUAGAUUUGAUGAAAAAAGAGAAGUUAUUUGCUCCUCAAGGAGGUCCCAUCAUUAUGACACAGAUCGAAAACGAGUACAACAAUAUCCGUAUUGCAUUCAAGGAGUUGGGUACUCGAUACAUUCAGUGGGCAGCAAAUAUGGCCAUUAGUCAACAAACAGGAGUCCCAUGGAUCAUGUGCAAGCAAAAUGAUGCUCCUGGUCCGGUGAUUAAUACAUGCAAUGGGAGGCACUGUGGAGAUACUUUUGUAGGUCCAAAUACUCCUAGUAAACCUUCUCUAUGGACCGAGAACUGGACUGCUCAGUAUAGAGUAUUUGGAGACCCACCAUCUCAAAGAGCAGUAGAAGAUAUUGCAUAUUCAGUUACCCGCUUCUUCUCAAAGAAUGGAACUCUCACCAAUUAUUAUAUGUACUACGGUGGGACAAAUUUUGGUAGAACGACUUCAUCUUUUGCGACAACUCGCUACUAUGAUGAAGCUCCUCUCGAUGAAUAUGGUUUGCUGAGGGAACCCAAAUAUGGUCACCUUAGGGACUUGCACAGGGCUUUAAGAUUGUCCAAGAAGGCUUUGCUAUGGGGGACUCCUGGAGCACAAAGGGUGAGCAAGGAUCUAGAGAUUCGGACAUAUGAGAAGCCUGGAACAGACCUUUGUGCUGCUUUCCUGAACAACAACCAUUCCGAAGAAGCUGCUACCAUUAAUUUCAGGGGUACAAAUUAUUACCUUCCUGCCAAAUCCAUCAGCAUCCUCCCUGACUGCAAGACUGUUGUUUUCAAUACUCAAACGGUUGUUGCACAACACAAUGCUAGAAAUUUCUAUCCAUCUAAGAAUGCAAGCCAUCUUGAAUGGGAAAUGUACCAAGAAAAAAUUCCAACCAUUAAUGAACUACCAGUUAGGAAUAAGAUGCCAUUUGAGCUAUACAGCUUCGCCAAAGAUACCUCAGAUUAUGGAUGGUACAGCACCAGCAUAAAUUUUGAUAUCCAUGACUUACCAAUGCGUCCUGAUAUCCUCCCAGUCCUACAGAUUGCAAAUCUUGGUCAUGCAAUGGCUGCUUUUGUAAAUGGCGAAUAUAUAGGAUUUGGACACGGGAGCAACAUAGAGAAGAACUUUGUCUUUCGGAAACCCAUAAAUUUGAAGGCAGGAGUUAAUCACAUAUCAUUGUUGGGCAUGACAGUGGGAUUUCCGGAUAGUGGAGUCUACAUGGAACAUAGGUUUGCUGGGGUCAGAGAUGUGCAAAUCAAAGGUAUGAAUGCUGGAAACCUUGAUUUGACAUUCAACAAUUGGGGGCACCAGGUUGGUGUAGAAGGAGAGAAUCUCCAGAUAUACACGGAGGAAGGAUCACGUAAAGUACAAUGGACUCCGGCAAAGGGAGGAAUGCAGCCUGUUACAUGGUACAAGACAUACUUUGAUGCUCCAGAAGGCAAUAAUCCCGUUGCUCUCCAAAUGACCACCAUGGCUAAAGGGAUGGCUUGGGUCAAUGGUAAAAGCAUUGGUCGCUACUGGGUAUCUUACCACUCACCUCUUGGACAGCCUUCUCAGUCCGAGUACCACAUUCCAAGAGCCUUCUUGAAGCCAACAAAAAAUCUCCUGGUUGUCUUUGAGGAAACCGGAGGAAAUCCAGGAGGAAUCAAGGUCCUGCUUGUUAAUAGAGAUACAAUAUGCAGCCUAAUAACCGAGUAUCAUCCAGCCCAUGUAAACUCGUGGGAAAGGGCAGAAAAUCAGUUCCGCCCUGUGGUUGAUGAAAUUAAAUCAGGAGCUCACUUAUCUUGUCCUGACGACAAAGUAAUUAAGGCUGUGGAGUUCGCAAGUUUUGGUGAUCCUUAUGGUAUUUGUGGAACCUUUGCUCUGGGAAGAUGCAAUUCACCAAAUAGCCAGAAAGUUGUUGAACAGCAUUGCUUGGGAAAAGACAGAUGUUCAAUUCCAUUUGACAGAGGAGUUUUCCAUGACAAGAGCCACGAUCCUUGCCCGGAUAUUGCCAAGACACUGGCUGUCCAAGUUAGGUGUGGGCAUGACACUACAGACUAGACACAGCAGUUUUGCUUGUGGAAAGAGAAGCAUGGAAUUGCUCAUCACCCAUGUGACACACACUCUGUUUCUCUUAACAGCUAGUAGUAGUUUUUGAAGACUAGUUUAGAAUCCCUCUCCCUCUAUAUAUGUGAAUGCUUAUAGACUUUUAGUGGUCCUCUAGUGGAAAAGUCCCCACCCUGGAGUGAGUGAGUCUCCAAAUAGAGCCCUAGAGUUUUGGUAUGGGUGAGGGAGUCCCCAAUUGGGCCUUAUUUCAUUUGUACUUAGUGAUCAAUUUUCCCUGUAAUGCAAGUUUUGUUCUCUCUCUUUUUUGUUUCUUCUUUCAUAAUUGUAUAAAUUACCAGGUUAAUUGCUCUAACACU